AUGCUUGGAAGAGCACUCAAUCGCUCGUUGCUGGGAACGAGACCACUCCUACUGGCUCCCCGCAUUGCCCCACCAAUUUCGAGAUCACCCCACUAUCAGUCUCGGUACCAAUACUCGACUCAGCAGCCCCCCGAGAAGGGCCCCCGAGACUCUUCCGCCGCCAAUUCGGACCCAGUUUCGGCCACGGACGCCAAUGCUCCCCCGCUCUCCUCAGAUCCCACACGGACGCCGCCACAGGAACCUUCCCCUUCGAGCUCAACACCCGAUCCUCCUCCACCGGAAUCGCAGCUCCCAGAGUUGAAAUUGUUUCUGAAGGAAACAGAGAAGGCCGAGAAGGCCAGUUUCAGCGGGGGAGGGGGCGGAGGAAGAGCAGAUGGUGGAGGACCGGGGAGGGGAGAAGGUCUACCUAAAUCCGCCUAUGUGUCAUCCACAGAUCGAAAGCGAGAACGUCUAGCCCGGAUCGUAUUCGGCUCGUUCAUAGUCUCCCUCAUUGGUGGCACACUCUACAUGGGCCGGGAACUAGACAAUGUGGAAAGGAAGUACUACAAAGACCUCCAACAAGGCUGGGGAGCAUCCGCCUUCUAUGCACGAUUAAAAGCGCGAACGAACGACCUCCUGAACUUCUACAACGAACCACCCUUCGAAAAGCUCCUGCCAGACCCACUGCCGGACUAUUCACGCCCCUACACGCUCGUCAUCUCUCUCGAGGACGUCUGCGUGCAUAGCACGUGGGACCGCGAACACGGGUGGAGAAUCGCGAAGCGUCCAGGCUUGGACUACUUCCUCGCUUAUCUAUUCCAUUACUACGAAAUAGUAGUCUUCACAAGCCAGCACGAGCAAACCGCCGCCCCGAUUAUCCAGAAAAUGGACCAGUACCCGGGGUACAUCAUGUUCCCACUCUUCCGCGCGCACACACGCUACAAGGACGGGAAGUACAUCAAGGACCUCAACUACCUCAACCGUGACCUAUCGAAGGUCAUAAUGCUUGAGACGAAUCCAGACGCCUGGUCAGAAAACCCGAACAACACGAUAAAGAUGAAACCCUGGGAUGGCGACCCAAAGGACAAAGAAUUAAUUUCCCUGAUCCCGUUCCUAGAAUACAUCGCCGCAAUGGGCAUAUCCGAUGUCAGGCCCGUGAUCGAGGGAUUCGGCAACAAGCACGUCCCCACUGAAUUCUCCCGGCGUGAGGCGAUCGCACGCGCAGAGCACAUGAAACGUGUAGAGGAGCAACGCAAAACUCGCAAGAGCACUGCCGGAGGCGCCCUACUCGGCGUACUGGGAAUGAGUAGACCGUCCGCCAACGAGGAGAAGACGUUCAUGGACCUGGCUAGGGAGCGCGGUCUACAAGCUUACCAUGAGAUGCAGAAGCACGUCGAGGAUCACAAGGAGGAAAUGCUCCAGGAGCAGAAGAAAAUGGAGAAGGAGGCGGCGGAGAUGAUGAAGACGAGUUUGAGUAAGAUCUUCACUGAGGGCCUACCUAAACCUCCAGGGGCACAAUAACCCCCCCCCCCCCCCAAAUCAGCUUCAUUUGGCUACCUACAGUUCUCCACUCUGUGUUUAAUCCACUUUAUCAACCAAUCGGGCGGGCUUUUCCUUUCGUCUCUGUCUCUUUUACUUCCCCAAGCACAAAAAAUCGGUUUGUGGAAGUUGUUGCUUCUGGUUGUUUAUAUCUGCAGGGGGGAUAGCUGAUUAACUUAUGUAUUAUUAGUUGUACCAUAGAUGAAGGUUUGGCAUGGCUCUGCCAAUUGUACAGUAACUUAAAUGGAAAUGAGGCGGAGCUUUAAAGUA
Molecule: messenger RNA, 1788 nt
Organism: Tuber melanosporum (Perigord truffle)
Lineage: Eukaryota; Fungi; Ascomycota; Pezizomycetes; Pezizales; Tuberaceae
Exons: 2
Coding region: 1-1500 (499 amino acids)
Molecular function (GO): phosphoprotein phosphatase activity
Source: RefSeq, a predicted model, not a curated record